AUGCCAGAGCCCGCUAAGUCGGCGCCCGCCCCGAAGAAGGGCUCCAAGAAGGCCGUGACCAAGGCGCAGAAGAAGGACGGCAAGAAGCGCAAGCGCAGCCGCAAGGAGAGCUAUUCGGUGUACGUGUACAAGGUGCUGAAGCAGGUCCACCCCGACACCGGCAUCUCUUCCAAGGCCAUGGGCAUCAUGAACUCGUUCGUCAACGACAUCUUCGAGCGCAUCGCGGGCGAGGCGUCGCGCCUGGCGCAUUACAACAAGCGCUCGACCAUCACGUCCCGGGAGAUCCAGACGGCCGUGCGCCUGCUGCUGCCCGGGGAGCUGGCCAAGCACGCCGUGUCCGAGGGCACCAAGGCCGUCACCAAGUACACCAGUUCCAAGUGAGCUCUCCGACCUCAC
Messenger RNA from Chionomys nivalis (European snow vole), 396 nucleotides. Its product is annotated as histone H2B type 1-C/E/F/G/I. Gene Ontology annotation, cellular component: nucleosome. The coding region runs from base 1 to 381 and encodes 126 amino acids. NCBI's taxonomy places the organism in Eukaryota, Metazoa, Chordata, Mammalia, Rodentia, Cricetidae. The record is from RefSeq and is a predicted model, not a curated record. The transcript has a single exon. Gene Ontology annotation, molecular function: protein heterodimerization activity; structural constituent of chromatin; DNA binding.